This is a messenger RNA of Drosophila albomicans, 1643 nucleotides long. RefSeq names its product LETM1 domain-containing protein 1. The transcript is spliced from 4 exons. Bases 167 to 1522 code for a protein of 451 amino acids. NCBI's taxonomy places the organism in Eukaryota, Metazoa, Arthropoda, Insecta, Diptera, Drosophilidae. Gene Ontology annotation, molecular function: ribosome binding. Gene Ontology annotation, biological process: intracellular monoatomic cation homeostasis. The record is from RefSeq and is a predicted model, not a curated record. Gene Ontology annotation, cellular component: mitochondrial inner membrane.
GGCAGCGGCCGCUAUUUUGAAGAAGAAGCAAACUCGGAAAGAUUAAAAUAAUUAAGAAACAUUGUUGUGGGCUGCUUGAGUGUGUUGUGGCUCCUGCAUCGGAGUUGCAGUCGUUGCGUAAUUACGCGCACCACCUGUGUGUAAUAUUCGCAUUGCAAGCGCAGCCAUGGCGUUGGCAUUACGUGUCGCCUGCUCUACAUGGAGGAUCAAAUGGCCCCAGGAGCAUCGUUGCCUGCAACAGCUGAAACACAGCAGCGUUGUUAUCGCACAGCAGUCGCAUUACACCACAAACGCGUCGCAGCAGCAACAGCAAUCAAAGCCGCAACCAACAGAGGCAAUUGCGGCAGCGACACCGCCGCAAAUCAAGCGUAAUGUCGCCUCCGAGAUUACUAGCGUGGGAAAGGCCAUUUAUGAGGCACGCUGGGACGCCAAGCAGACAGCAAAACAACAACAAAGCGCCGGCAGUAUGUCCACGUCAACUGAACAGCAGACUGGCGGGGAUCAUGACAAAGACAAAAAGAAAGAUAACAUGGAGGUCCUGAGGUCGAAGCGCGAGCAGAUGCGUGACAACAUGCAGGAUUACAUAUUCACGCGCUACUUUAACUACGUGAAGAACUAUGACAAAGUGCUAGAGAAGAAUUUCCCAAAAGCCAUGCAACUCUAUCGCGUCUUCUUCGACGGCGUCAAGGAUUUUUUCGCCGACAUGAAGCGCUUCCUCAAGAUUGCUCGCAUUGCCAAUGAUGCGCCGCAGGGCAUUCGUGCUUUGAAUCGCCAAGAGCUGGAGCUCUACAUGCAAAUGCCGCGAGACAUGAUGAAAGUGGCGCCCGCUUUAAUUGGCUGCUCACUGCCCAUGGUAGGCUAUGCCUUCUUUCCACUGGUGUUUUGGUAUCCACGCACAUUUUUAACGUCGCAUUUCUGGACAGAGCAGCAGCGCAACGACUUCCAGAGCUACUACAUGAAGCGCCGGCUGCAGUGCAACAAGUCUGUGUUCCGCUGCCUACAGGCCAAACUCAAGUCACUGAAGAUGCACCACAAGCAUGCCGAGUUCGAGAGCAUCUUGGGCCAGCUGGGCAGCGGUACGCAUCCCACAGCAGACGCUCUAAUCGCCGUUAAAGACAUCUUUGCCGAGGGGCCCUACUCACUGCUGGGCAUGUCACGUAAACACAUCAAAUGUCUAGUCAAGAUGCAUGGACUGCCAAACAGUUUGUUCAAACGCCAUCGCCUGCAUGAGCACGCAUUCCUGGUGCACUACAUGGAUCUGGCCAUCAAUCGGGAAGGCGGCGUUCACAAUUUGCGCACAGAUGCGAUGCGUUAUUGUUGUUAUCUGCGCGGCCUGAAUCCGGAUAAUUUAAGCCGCGAGGAAAUGAUCGAAUGGCUGCGAAACUGGGUCAAGGUGUCGACGUCAAUACAGGGCGAGCAUAUCACGCUGUUCCUUCAUCUGCCCAUUCUACUGGGCUACAAUCAUCCACGCAACUGGAAGACCAUCUACUGCAAGUCAACAACUGAAGGUGCUGCCUCUUAGGGGAAAAUUGGUGCUACGUUUUUACGUUUCCAAAUUUGUAAUUUGAAAAUGUAUUUCGUUUGUUUUUAAAAAGCAAAUAAAAAUGUUAAACAAAUCUAACAAAAUAUAUAAACAAAAGGCG